Molecule: messenger RNA, 3159 nt
Organism: Macrobrachium nipponense
Lineage: Eukaryota; Metazoa; Arthropoda; Malacostraca; Decapoda; Palaemonidae
Product: pyruvate dehydrogenase phosphatase regulatory subunit, mitochondrial-like
Cellular component (GO): mitochondrial matrix; cytoplasm; mitochondrion
Molecular function (GO): oxidoreductase activity; protein binding
Source: RefSeq, a predicted model, not a curated record
AUACUGGUAAAAGAUGGGCACCGUGUUACUCCGUAACUUUACUGUGAACAGCAGGAAAGUUUUAGCGCAGAAUUCUCAGCAGUGCCAUACAGGAGCAGCAUCCACAUCUGAAAUCCUUCAGGGAUCAUGGUUUUCACCGAAUCAGCAUCUUCACCAUGAUCAAAACCAAGGCCCAUUUUUGUCAUCUACAAUACCCUUGGAUGAGACUCCUCCUAAGAAAGCCAAAGUUGUGAUAUGUGGUGGAGGAAUGGUCGGCACAUCAGUACUGUAUCAUUUGGCAGAGUUAGGUUGGGGAAAAGAUGCAGUUAUGCUUGAACAAGGAAGGAUUGGUGGACCAUCUGCAUGGAGAGGAUCAGGCUUUUUGGGAGGUGUUAAACUAAUGAGAUCUGAAAUGAACAUAAUAAGGACAACAAAACGUUUAGCAAGGCAGCUUGCGGAAGCAGGAUAUGACACAGGAUGGAAACAGUGUGGCUCUUUGCAUUUAGCUCGAACCCGUGACAGAUUGACUCAUUUUAGGAAAAUGAAAGCUAUUGCUGAAGCUCGAGGAACAGAAUGUUAUAUACUGAGGCCUAAGGAAGUUGAGAAAAAGUGUAAUAUUUUGAGUACAUCUGAUCUUGUUGGAGCUUUUUGGGUCCCAAAGGAUGGAGUCUGUGAUCCACACAAAUUUGGAUAUUCUCUUCUAAAACUGGCAAGAGAAAAAGGAGGCCAAGUAGUUGAAAACUGUCCUGUAACCAGGAUAAUUGUUCAUGACUCACGGGCUGUUGCUGUUGAAACAAAUAAGGGGAUUAUUGAGUGUGACUAUGUGGUAAAUGCUGGAGGUCUUUGGGCAAGAAAAAUGGGACAGAUGACUGAACCAUAUGUCCGAGUCCCAGUUCACCCAGCAGAACAUUAUUUUCUCUAUACUUAUCCCUUAGAUGGUGUUGAUCCCAUGAUGCCAGCAAUUCGAGAUCCUGAUGGCAACUUUUACAUUAGAGAAUUCAAUGGUGGAUUCUUAGCUGGUGGUUUUGAAAAAUGGGCCAAACCUACAUUUGAAAGAGACAACUUUCCAGGCUAUGAUGCAGUAGAAAAAAGGGAACAGAGUGAAGAUUGGGACCAUUUCUAUACUAUGCUGCGUGAAAUGUUACAUAGAAUCCCAGUUAUGAAGGAUGCUGUACUUGGCCGACUUAUUAAUUCUUCCUGUGGAUUUUCACCUGAUAACAGAUGGAUUCUUGGGCAAGCACCAGAGUUGACAAACUAUUUCGUGGCAGCUGGGCUUAAAAGUGGUGGUAGUAAUGCUGCAGGUGGUAUAGGAUCAGUGCUUGCUAAGUGGAUUGUUGAUGGUAUGGCUCCAAUGGAUGCUCACGAUCUUGAUAUAUUACGCUUUCUCCCAGCGCACAACAACAGAAGAUUUUUGUUGGAUCGAGUUCAAGAAGUUCCUGGUAUCCACUAUAGCAUAGCCUACCCUUUUCCUGAUUUCAAGACUGGGAGAUGUUUACGUAUGUCUCCAAUUUUUCCAAAACUUAAGUCUGCUGGUGCUGUUUUUGGACAGGUCAUGGGAUAUGAAAGACCUAGUUAUUUUGAACCAGGAGGAAUGUUACAAGAUGAUUAUGAUGUUGAUGAUUAUGAUGUUGAAGGAAAACCAUCAGCACUAUUCAAGAUGGCUUCAACAGAAAUGUGGACAAAACCACAUUGGUUUAAUGUGGUUGGAGAAGAGUAUAUUGCAUGUAGAGAGCGGGUUGCCAUCCUGGAUUACUCAUCAUUUGCAAAGUUUGAUAUCUGGUCCAAGGGUAAUGAGGUGGUACAGGCUCUACAGUAUUUGUGCAGCAAUGAUGUAGACAUUCCUGUUGGCGGGAUCAUUCACACUGGUAUGCAGAAUUCUCUCGGGGGAUAUGAAAAUGAUUGUUCCUUAGCACGCAUAGCUCCAAAUCACUAUAUGAUGAUAUCUCCCAGUAUUCAGCAGACACGCUGUGGUACCUGGUUAAAGAGAAAUCUCCCCUCAGAUGGAUCUGUUGUUAUGAGUGAUAUCACAUCCAUGUACACUGCUAUAUGUCUGAUGGGACCUCUUGCACGAAGAGUUUUAUCCGAACUAACAGACGUUGACCUGAGCACCAAGGCCUUCCCUUUCUUUUCUUUUAAAGAAAUUGAUGUAGGGCUUGCGAACGGAAUCCGUGCCAUGAACUUGACCCAUACGGGCGAACUAGGGUGGGUGUUAUAUAUACCAAAUGAGUAUGCUCUCCAUGUAUAUAACAACUUAGUGUCUGUCGGGAAAAAAUAUGAUCUGCGGCAUGCUGGCUACUAUGCAAUGCGAUCUCUCAGGAUAGAAAAGUUCUAUGCAUUUUGGGGUCAGGAUCUCGACUCGACAACUACCCCCCUUGAAUGUGGUCGAGCUUUUCGUGUGAAAUUGAAUAAAGACAUAGACUUCAUAGGUCGAGAAGCUCUGAUGAGACAACGAGAAGAGGGAGUAAAACGAUUGUAUGUGCAGCUACAACUUGAAGAUCUAAACCCUGAAGUUUAAGAUCCUUCUUGGGGUGGUGAGCCAAUAUAGGAUGGUGUCUUUGUUGGUAUAACUACCACAACUGGGUAUGGUUACACACUAAACCACCAGGUUUGUCUUGGUUUCAUAAGAAACUAUGAUGAAAAUGGGAAGAUGACUUUUGUAACACCUGACUAUGUCAUGUCUGGCCACUAUGAAGUUGACAUUGCUGGUGUUCGAUACUCAGCCAGUGUCAGUCUGCGUUCUCCAAGUCUUCCGACUAAGUUCCCAGAACCACAAGAAGAUCGAUAUCGUGCAACACAAAUUUAAUUCAUUACUUGAUUUGAGAAAGAACACACUAUACAAUACUUGCCUUGCAAUUCAGUCUCUGUGAUGCUGACUUUUAGAGUUUUUCAACUAGUGUACUCACAGAAAUAUAGUUAAUUCCGAGUUUAGAACACACAUUUAUGUGUUUGAAGUAAAUUAGUAAUAAUACAGCUAUAUAGAACUCCUGCUUUUUUAAGACUUUACAGGAAUAUCAGAUUGUUUAAUCUUGCAGCUUUUUUAAGAUCUGAUGGAUUUGAAACAUUUUCAGCACAAAUUUUGAGGACUGUAUUUACCAUUGAGUAGUUACAUGUUUAUAGUGUUUUGUCUAUAUUGUAUAUAUGACGUACUUAAAACUGUAUGUAGAACUUUAUUUAUUGAAA